Molecule: messenger RNA, 1892 nt
Organism: Mucor mucedo
Lineage: Eukaryota; Fungi; Mucoromycota; Mucoromycetes; Mucorales; Mucoraceae
Product: kinase-like domain-containing protein
Exons: 6
Coding region: 139-1521 (460 amino acids)
Biological process (GO): intracellular signal transduction; regulation of MAPK cascade; protein phosphorylation
Cellular component (GO): cytoplasm
Molecular function (GO): protein serine/threonine kinase activity; ATP binding
Source: RefSeq, a predicted model, not a curated record
GCCGAAAAUAUUAAGUGUGUGUGUGAGUGUGCUAAACAUGUGGUACCUGUCUUUUUUCAUUUAAAUAAGAGCCUUUUUAAAAAAAAUUUCUUUUCUUUUUUCCUCUUUUUUCUUCUUUUUUUCUAAAAACAAAAAAUUAUGCUUCAUAUAUCAACAACGAAUAAUAAUAAAUUUGGCAAGCAUAUGCUUGCCUCAGCUAAAGACCACGAAAAGAAUGGCUUGUUUGAGAAGAGAGCUUCUUCAUGUUCACCCAAGCAACAACUUCGUAAAUCAAAAUCAUUAACCACUGCAUCAACCGGUGCAAAGAAUUUAAUCGAUAUGACAUUAAAGAGAAGAUCUACUGGUUGUAUCAAUAGAAGAUCAUCCUCCAUUUAUUCAACUACUUCUUCUUCUAGUAAUAAUAUUAGCAAGGAAAUUUGGCGUCCUCCUGGAUUCUAUGAAAUUCCAAAUGUAUUUGGUCCUGAUUGUUUUCUUAAACCAGACAUUAAAAAAAAGACAUACAAUUUACGUGAAUAUCCUGCAACUAACCGCAUAUCCGAAAAACCUUGGUAUCCUGUCGGUCCUAGCACUGAGAUACCGCAAUUACCUCCUUUAAUUCGUUCUGCCGAAAACGAAUUUGAACGCAGAGUCCGUAAAACUUUAUCACCAAAAAAGAUCCAAGUUUCUAAUUUAGAUCCUAGAAACAAAUAUACUGGAUUUAAAGAAGUUGGCACAGGUGUGAAUGGCUCCGUUGUACGUGUUACGCACAAGUACAAAAAAAAUAAUCUACAACAUUUGGCUAUUAAAAGAUGUAGAUUAGACCCCGAUCGAGAGUAUAAAGCAGCUAUUGUACGAGAAUUACGUAUCAUGUCUUCUGGCCAUUCCAAUCUGAUUCGCCUUCGUGAAGUCACUCUCUGGCGUGACGAUGUAUGGAUGGCAAUGGAUUUACAACGCUGUUCUGUUUUUGCUGUUCUUUGUCAACGAGGAAUUCCCGAAGAGCAUACGAUUCAUAUUGCAUGUGAAACCUUGAAAGGCUUAAAUUAUCUUCACAAUAAGGGUUACAUCCAUCGUGACAUCAAGUGUGAAAACUUGCUGCUAGGUUGGAAUGGUGAAGUGAAACUAGCUGACUUUGGUUUGGCUACUCGUACGACAAAGCGUAAUCGUGACCGUCUGGGUACAAGCAAAUGGAUGGCACCCGAAGUGAUUCGGGAACAAUAUUAUAAUGAAAAAAUUGACAUGUGGUCACUUGGUAUUACGGUCAUUGAAAUGAUGGACCGUGUUCCUCCUCAUUAUCUUGUCAAGGAUGAAAUGGAAUUAUUCUCUACAAUCUUGUCAGAGCCAAGUCCCACAUUCACUUACAGCUACCCUACAAUGUAUAUGCGUGGUUUGGUUGCCUGGUUAUUGGAUGAACACCCAUCCACAAGACCUUCUUCUAAGGAUGUACUUUCUGAAAUCGAGGCCCAUGUUCAAAGCAGAUUAUUAAAAUGUUCUACCUCAGCUGAACUUGCAAGAUUUAUCAACCAUGUUUUACCUCCCUCUUAAAAAAAAAAAAAAAAAGAAAAAAAUUUAUAUAUAAGCACCAAGAAAAAAAAAAUCAACAAAACACACUCAAAAAAAAAAAAAAAAAAAAAACUCAAAAUUACACAAAACCAUAUACACACACACACAACUUCUUUUUUUUCCCCUCUAUACCCACAACAUAUGCUCCCUCUUUUUGAUAAAAAAAAAGAAAAAACUCCUAUUCCCACUUUUUUUUUUUCUUUUUUACAACUCCUAUUAGUAUUUGUUAUGAUUUCUUUUCUUAUGAACCCUCUUUGUCAUUUCCCAUCAUUUUUGUUUCUUUCCCGCUCUUUUUUUUUAUUAUAGUAAUAAAUAAAAAAGAAAUGCGCCUCCAACAUUUUUUUUAUUAUAAU